This is a messenger RNA of Linum trigynum, 549 nucleotides long. The record is from the annotation of a GenBank genome assembly. Lineage: Eukaryota; Viridiplantae; Streptophyta; Magnoliopsida; Malpighiales; Linaceae.
AUGCUUGGAAAACCCCUUUGGUUCGAUCAAUCCACUAGGUUAGGCAGGAGAAUGGGAUUUCCUAAGGUUUGUGUGGAGAUGUCUAUUGAUUCUCCUUUCCCAGAUUCUGUCAAGUUGGUCCCAGACAGGAAACCAGCUUUCUCAGUGGCUCUUGAGUACUGCAAUCGUCCUCUGGGGUGUCAGAAGUGCAGGGUUUUUGGUCAUCAGUGUGCUGAACCUCAAGGGGAAGAGGCAACUGGUUCUGAUCAGCAUGCUGAGCCAGUGACUGAAGAGGUUGGGGCAGUGAGUGAAGGGGGUGCUGGAAGACUUAUCUUGGAUUCUAUACUUGCUUCCAGGGGAUCUGCACAGGCAUCAGCGGAAUCUGCUUGUCAUAACCUGAAUGUGGCUGUUGCAAAUUUGGUUAAGUCCAUUGAGCAGGGAGUACUUUCAGAAUGGAGAAAUGCUGAAUCUGUGCUGCCUUCGGAUAAGGAGUUCCACUCAGCUAUAGAAGGACAGUCUGAUGCAAGGGUCUCUACACCUGUGGUGAAUAAAUUCCCAAGUCCUAGCUGA